Messenger RNA from Gracilinanus agilis (Agile Gracile Mouse Opossum), 1410 nucleotides. Its product is annotated as protein FAM47E-like. The transcript has 8 exons. NCBI's taxonomy places the organism in Eukaryota, Metazoa, Chordata, Mammalia, Didelphimorphia, Didelphidae. The record is from RefSeq and is a predicted model, not a curated record. Bases 1 to 1410 code for a protein of 469 amino acids.
AUGAGUUCCAGUAAGCUGCCCGAAGUGCAGUCUCUGUGCCCAGUUCCAGAUGGCAUGAAAAGCAAACCUUGGUAUAGAGAAAGACUGCCUUCCAAGUGUUUCCGAAGUUCCAAAAGAGGGCUGAAGUUCACAGAUGCUCUAAACAGUCAGCGAUGGAUCUUCCUCAAAAGUGGCAUAGAUGACUUCCGCCGAGGCAAGGUCCCUACCUGUAGUGACCUCAUUUCUCAUAAUCCAAGAGAGUCCAUCCUUCCCCUCAUUUACCACAAGGAAAAUCUUCCUGCUCAUCAGAGGCGGCCUAAAAAGUCAUUUUCAGACUUACUUUCAAGGCUCUCCUCAACUCAGAAAAACACCAGGCAAAACAUUGAGAAGAUUGAUUACUACCUGGCCCAGCAUCCACUGGCUCUCUACCCCAACUUGGAAGAAAGUUUGCCCCUAGAGCUCCUUAAGCAGGUUCUGAAAGUCCUCGAUCCACAUAAGUGCUUGGAGGAUGAAUGGGCUUAUUGUCAAGAAGGCGUAGAACUCAAGAGAAAGCCCUGGGUUGGAAUGGAGAAACCCUCUGAGUGCUUACCACUGGAAAGCCCCAAGCCAGUCCCAGAGAAGAGCCCAUACAGAUCUUUCCGUGGGGAAGAAAAGGCAGAAGAGGUAGACAUGGGCUAUUUGCCAGUGCUAGAAGACCAUAUACAUCGGGCAGCUAAAGAAUUCUGUGAAUGGGUUUCCAGUUUUGGAGAAAAUGAUUCCAUAGAUGUGGCCACAGUCCUAAAACUGUUUGAAACGAGUUAUGACUAUCCAAGGGGCUACAACAUCCUCCAUUUGAUGAAAAUGAACCAGAUGCCAUUGGACCUAAGGCAGGGUGUGGGACUAACAAGGCUGCAGGAGAUGCAAUGUGCUGUAGAGGAGUUGGACUAUGAAAGGAAAAUGAAGAGGACAAAGAAUCCUUAUAAACCAGACUGGGUGAAGAUCAGAUAUGGGGCCUGGUACCUGAAUACCAACUUAUGGAAGAAACAAAGAGCAAAUGAACCUCUGUUGGAUCCUAAAGCAGAAGCUAGCUCUAAUUAUGAAAAGUUGAAAGCUAAUCUUCUAGAGAAGUUCCUUUCGAGAUUAUUUGCCAAGAAGGAUGAUAAGUUCUCCCCAGACACAAGUCGGAAGUCUUCCCCUCAGGAUUCCCAGGUACAGCUGCAACUGACGCCCAAGACCAAGAACAAAAUGAAAAGAGCUCUCGAUAGGGUACUGGCCAGCGUAAUAGAACUGCAACUGAUUGUCCUGCUAGAUGGCGUUGAAUGCAGCGACUCUGAACUGACCUUGCUCCAGCCCAGAGCUCGGAACAGUGAAGGGCUAUGGAGCUGGUCCAAACCAGUUAAAAACAACGGCAGCAACUACAAAACUACUUGCACCUGGAGCCGGAUGUUCUGA